Molecule: messenger RNA, 840 nt
Organism: Galeopterus variegatus (Sunda flying lemur)
Lineage: Eukaryota; Metazoa; Chordata; Mammalia; Dermoptera; Cynocephalidae
Exons: 2
Coding region: 4-840 (278 amino acids)
Biological process (GO): maturation of LSU-rRNA from tricistronic rRNA transcript (SSU-rRNA, 5.8S rRNA, LSU-rRNA)
Cellular component (GO): cytosolic large ribosomal subunit
Molecular function (GO): structural constituent of ribosome; RNA binding
Source: RefSeq, a predicted model, not a curated record
AAGAUGGCCGAGCCCGAGCAAAGAAAAAAGAUCCCUUUGGUUCCAGAAAAUCUCCUGAAAAAGAGGAAAGCUUACCAAGCCCUCAAGGCCACCCAGGCAAAGCAGGCACUUUUGGCAAAGAAGGAGCAAAGAAAAGGAAAAGGGCUCAGGUUUAAGCGACUGGAAUCAUUCCUACAUGAUUCCUGGCGGCAGCAACGCGACAUGGUGCGUCUCAGACGACUAGAAGUGAAACCUCAUGCUCUGGAAAUGCCAGAUAAUCAUUCCUUGGCCUUUGUUGUAUGCAUCCAGAGGAUUAAUGGGGUGAGUUCACUGGUGCAGAGGACCAUUGCAAGACUUCGCCUGAAGAAAANACUAACACAUAUUUCAAAGUUGCUGUUAAACUCAGAACACUUCUACAUGAACUCAUUCAGACCAACUGAACACACUAGAAAGCGAUUACGACUUCUCCCUGCUGAGGAAGAGAAGGAGCAGCAGAGGGCUCAGGACACCCUCCUGUCUCUCCUUGGCCUGCGGCGGGAGGAUACUCCUCGGGUUCAAGCCAGAAGCGGAGGAGGCGGCAGACCUGGCAUCAAAAGCGAAAAGCCUCGGCCGCGAAGGCAGGCGGCUCGUCCACGCGGCCAGAGAACUCAGCGAACAAAGCACCCGGCGGACAGUGCGCGGAGGCUGGGAGAGAGGGGGGAAGAUUACACCGGCUCUUCACAGCUGCCUGGGGCUAGAGCAGGUGGAGGCGCGGUCCUCCUGAGAAGGAGGGUGGGUUUUCGAGGGGCUGAUCUGAACUCCAGCGCCAAGGCAACCGGAACUGGGACCCGGGACCGGUCUAGGGAGAACGCCGGGAAAUGA